UCACGUGACCGCGCGCCCAGCAUGGCGGAGGCGGCGGCCGCUCCCGCAGCGCCCGCGACCCGGAGCCGCCGGCGCUGAAGCCGGAGCCGCGCCGAGCUCGGCGGCCGCAGCUGCUUUUCCUUUCCCUUCACCCCUUUCAAUUCUUCCUCCUCCCCCGCCGCCGCCAUGGCCGAGCCGGUGGCUGCGGGGAUCUCGUCGCUGCCCCGCGAGGUCCGCGAGCAGCUGGCCGAGCUGGAGCUGGAGCUCUCGGAAGGGGACAUCACGCAAAAGGGGUACGAGAAGAAGAGAGCGAAGCUGCUGGCUCCCUAUGUUCCACAGACCCAAGGGGUUGAUCCAGCGUUACAGAAGGAAUCCAGAACUCAGAUGCCUGUUCCAUCUGCAACCCCGGCCUCGGCAUCAUCGUCAUCCUCUUCCUCAUCCAAAUUUCACCGAGCUCGUUCAGGGGGAGCCAGGGAUGAACGCUAUCGAUCUGAUAUCCACACGGAAGCGGUUCAAGCAGCACUGGCAAAACACAAAGAACAGAAGAUGGCCCUGCCCAUGCCGACGAAAAGGCGGUCUACGUUCGUCCAGUCCCCAGCUGACGCCUGCACUCCCCCAGACACGUCUUCUGCAUCCGAGGAUGAGGGCUCGCUAAGGCGCCAAGCUGCUCUUUCUGCUGCAUUGCAUCAGAGCUUACAGAAUGCUGAGUCUUGGAUCAACCGAUCUAUUCAGGGGUCAUCCACAUCCUCAUCAGCAUCUUCUACACUUUCCCAUGGAGAAGGCAAAGGGACCAGUGGGUCACUAGCUGAUGUGUUUGCCAAUACUCGAAUAGAAAAUGUCUCAGUUCCCCCCGAUGUCACAGCAACUACCUCCUUGUCCUCGGCACGCCCGGCAGCGAUUGACCUGCCUCCCGCAGGGAUCGUGAAAGGCAUGCACAAGGGAUCGAACCGAUCCAGUCUCAUGGACACUGCUGAUGGUGUUCCCGUGAGUAGUAGAGUCUCCACGAAAAUUCAGCAGUUGCUUAACACCUUGAAAAGACCCAAACGGCCGCCCCUGAAAGAGUUUUUUGUGGAUGAUUUUGAAGAAAUUGUAGAAGUUCCCCAGCCCGACCCCAACCAGCCGAAGCCGGAGGGUCGCCAGAUGACGCCUGUGAAGGGAGAACCCCUGGGUGUCGUUUGUAACUGGCCUCCUGCCUUAGAAGCAGCCCUGCAGCGCUGGGGAACCACGCAAGCGAAGUGCCCCUGCCUGACAGCACUGGAUGUCACAGGAAAACCGGUUUAUACCCUCACCUACGGCAAAUUGUGGAGCAGAAGUCUCAAGCUGGCCUACACACUGCUUAAUAAACUGGGGACCAAAAAUGAACCCGUGUUAAAACCUGGAGAUAGGGUAGCCCUUGUUUAUCCCAACAACGACCCCGUCAUGUUCAUGGUGGCGUUUUACGGCUGUCUCCUGGCAGAAGUCAUACCAGUGCCUAUAGAGGUACCUCUUACCAGAAAGGAUGCUGGUGGUCAGCAGAUUGGUUUUCUACUGGGAAGCUGUGGUAUCGCUCUGGCCCUCACCACUGAAGUUUGUCUGAAAGGGCUUCCAAAAACCCAGAACGGAGAAAUUGUGCAGUUUAAAGGUUGGCCCAGACUCAAGUGGGUUGUGACAGAUUCAAAGUAUCUCUCCAAAUCUCCAAAGGAUUGGCAGCCCAACAUUUCAGCUGCGGGAACUGAGCCAGCGUAUAUUGAGUACAAGACGAGCAAAGAGGGCAGCGUGAUGGGCGUCACGGUGUCUCGGAUUGCCAUGCUGGCUCACUGUCAAGCCUUGUCGCAGGCCUGCAACUAUUCUGAAGGUGAAACGAUAGUGAAUGUUUUGGAUUUUAAGAAGGAUGCGGGGUUGUGGCAUGGCAUUCUAACGAAUGUAAUGAACAAACUGCAUACGAUCAGCGUGCCCUAUUCCGUGAUGAAAACCUGUCCGCUUUCCUGGGUGCAGAGAGUUCACGCCCACAAAGCAAAAGUUGCUUUAGUCAAGUGUCGCGACUUGCACUGGGCCAUGAUGGCCCAUCGAGACCAAAGAGACGUCAGUUUGAGUUCUCUGCGUAUGCUGAUUGUAACUGAUGGUGCAAAUCCUUGGUCUGUUUCCUCCUGCGAUGCCUUCCUGAGCUUGUUUCAGAGCCACGGGCUCAAACCAGAGGCGAUUUGUCCCUGCGCCACAUCUCCAGAAGCGAUGACCAUUGCAAUACGGAGGCCUGGGGUCCCCGGGGCGCCUUUGCCUGGAAGAGCCAUCCUGUCCAUGAACGGGCUGAGUUUUGGUGUGAUUCGUGUCAACACUGAAGAUAAAAACUCUGCUCUUACUGUCCAGGAUGUUGGCCAUGUGAUGCCAGGAGGAAUGAUGUGUAUCGUGAAACCCGACGGGCCGCCUCAACUCUGUAAGACAGAUGAGAUCGGUGAGAUCUGUGUUAGCUCCAGAGCAGGAGGAAUGAUGUAUUAUGGGCUGGCAGGGGUGACAAAGAAUACAUUUGAGGUCAUCCCUGUGAACUCGGCAGGCUCUCCGGUGGGCGAUGUGCCCUUCGUCCGUUCUGGCUUGCUGGGCUUUGUUGGACCUGGAAGUUUGGUGUUUGUGGUUGGGAAGAUGGAUGGGUUGUUGACAGUUAGCGGCCGCAGACAUAACGCCGAUGACAUCGUAGCGACGGGAUUGGCAGUAGAGUCGAUAAAAACAGUUUACAGAGGAAGGAUUGCUGUGUUCUCAGUGUCGGUCUUCUAUGACGAGAGGAUUGUGGUGGUUGCGGAGCAGAGGCCGGAUGCGUCUGAAGAGGACAGUUUCCAGUGGAUGAGUCGAGUGCUGCAGGCAAUCGACAGCAUUCACCAAGUGGGUGUGUAUUGCCUUGCUCUCGUGCCAGCCAACACCUUGCCAAAAACGCCGUUGGGAGGGAUCCAUAUCUCUCAAACUAAACAGCACUUUCUGGAGGGCUCUCUGCAUCCGUGCAACAUCCUCAUGUGCCCACACACGUGUGUGACGAACUUGCCAAAACCCAGGCAGAAACAGCCAGGCGUUGGCCCUGCCUCUGUGAUGGUGGGGAACCUGGUUGCUGGGAAGCGCAUCGCCCAAGCCUCUGGAAGAGAUCUUGGGCAAAUAGAAGACAAUGAUUUAGUUAAAAAGCACCAGUUCCUGACAGAGGUGUUGCAGUGGAGAGCUCAAGCGACCCCUGACCACCCGCUCUUCCUUUUAUUAAACGCCAAGGGAACCACUGUGUGCACAGCCACCUGCCUUCAGUUGCACAAAAAAGCAGAGAGAAUUGCAUCAGUUCUGUGUGACAAAGGACAUCUCAAUGCAGGAGACAAUGUGGUGCUUCUUUAUCCUCCUGGCAUUGAGCUAAUCACCGCCUUCUAUGGCUGUUUGUACGCCGGCUGCAUCCCUGUGACCGUCAGACCACCUCAUGCUCAGAGCCUCACUGCUACUCUGCCCACUGUGCGAAUGAUCGUGGAAGUCAGCAAAGCUGCCUGUAUUCUCACAACCCAGACCUUAAUGAGGCUCCUGAAAUCCAGAGAGGCAGCGGCUGCCGUAGAUGUGAAAACCUGGCCAACCAUCAUCGACACAGAUGACCUGCCCAGGAAGCGGCUGACACAGAUCUAUAAGCCACCUACACCUGAAAUGUUAGCCUACUUAGAUUUUAGCGUUUCCACAACGGGCAUGCUUACAGGAGUAAAGAUGUCCCACGCGGCGGUGAGCAGCCUUUGCAGGGCCAUCAAGCUCCAGUGUGAGCUCUACUCCUCUCGGCAGAUUGCGAUUUGUCUGGACCCCUAUUGUGGACUUGGGUUUGUGCUCUGGUGCCUUUGCAGCGUGUAUUCUGGACACCAGUCAAUUUUAAUUCCUCCUAUGGAGCUGGAAUCCAACCUUUUUCUCUGGUUAUCUACUGUCAGCCAGUAUAAAAUAAGGGACACGUUUUGUUCCUAUUCAGUCAUGGAACUGUGCACAAAGGGACUUGGAAACCAAGUUGAAAUGUUAAAGGCACGAGGAAUUAAUCUCUCCUGUGUCCGGACUUGUGUGGUGGUUGCGGAGGAACGGCCGCGGGUUUCUCUCACUCAAUCCUUCUCCAAACUCUUCAAAGACAUUGGCCUCUCGUCCCGUGCUGUCAGCACCACCUUUGGCUCCAGAGUCAAUGUCGCUAUCUGUUUGCAGGGAACGUCUGGGCCUGAUCCCACUACGGUGUACGUAGACCUGAAAUCCUUGAGACAUGACAGAGUACGUCUGGUGGAAAGGGGAGCUCCGCAGAGUCUGCUGCUUUCAGAAUCUGGGAAGAUUUUACCUGGAGUCAAAGUAGUCAUCGUUAAUCCUGAGACAAAAGGGCCUCUUGGAGAUUCUCACCUGGGAGAGAUCUGGGUGAACAGCCCCCACACGGCCAGUGGCUAUUACACCAUCUACGACAACGAAACCCUGCAAGCUGAUCAUUUCAACACCCGGCUGAGCUUUGGCGACGCCGCUCAGACACUUUGGGCUCGGACUGGAUACCUCGGGUUUGUUCGUCGGACAGAGCUCACGGCUGCCAGUGGAGAGCGCCACGAUGCGCUGUACGUUGUCGGAGCGCUGGAUGAAACGUUGGAGCUGAGGGGACUGCGUUACCAUCCAAUAGAUAUCGAAACUUCUGUAUCUCGAACGCACAGAAGCAUCGCUGAAUGUGCUGUAUUCACGUGGACCAACCUGCUGGUGGUGGUGGUGGAGCUUUGCGGCUGUGAACAGGAAGCCCUGGAUUUGGUUCCUCUCGUUACAAACGUGGUCUUGGAAGAACAUUACCUAAUUGUAGGAGUGGUGGUGGUAGUGGAUCCUGGAGUUAUCCCUAUCAAUUCCAGAGGAGAGAAACAGCGAAUGCACCUCCGUGACAGUUUCCUAGCGGAUCAGUUAGACCCCAUCUACGUAGCUUAUAACAUGUAACGUGGAUGGGGAAGGGACGGUCGGAAGCUUGGUGGGACCACGAACUGACCAAGGGUGGCUCUAAAAACGAAGCUGGUGAAAAUUACUAAUACUUGAGCUAAAGUUUGAGAUUGCUGCCAUAUUCCCUUCAUCUCCUCCUGUGGUGGUAAGAUCCCGGUCGCUACCGACAGACGCAAGGCGAUGUGGUAGGCGAUGGAAAACACUCGUAACAGUUUACUGGAAUAUUAGCUUUAUAGAAAACGCAGAGUUGGCAAACGUGUGAGCUACGAGAUUCCUAAGGCCUUUACAGUAGUGUUACUUUUUCAUCCGUUGUAUAUAUUUGUAUUUUUAUCUAAUACUGGUUUAGGAUUCUAUAAGGGGAGGGUUUAUUUAGUUAAGAUAAUAAACUAUUAAGAAAAGGGUCAUCAGAGUUCUGCAGUUCCCUGCUCUGUAACGUGCUCUGCAUCUCUACUGUAGCUUCGCGUUCCAUGGGAUCACACAACCUAUUUAAAAUCGUGCCAUGACCAAAUCGAUAACUUACGGAAUCGAAGAGUUACUUAUUCCUAUAGAGAUUUCUUGACUUUAAAAAGAAUUUUGCCUAUAUUUUAAAUAUGUAAAUAUUAUUAUACAUAAUUCACUUAGAUAGAAAAUUAACUUGGAUAACGAUGAUAGCGGAAGGGAGGCGUUUUUAAGGACGAAUUAACUUUUGUCGUUCUUGGCAUAAUUACGUUUGGUUCAACAAUGAGUGUGAGAGACACACGACCGUCACGGGUUUUCUUAUUUCAGUCCGUAGUCUUUUAUUGCUGGCCAGAAGUGUGUCACAGCGCCUCGAAACCCCCGGGUUUAGGGCACGGCUUUCUAAAGGAGGCUGAGUUGAAACAGGAACGUGGAAUUGGGUAGAAAUCGCAGUGCAAAUCCAAAAUGCUCAACUGAAAUGAUGUCGCUGAGCGACCUCUGCCUCUGGGACCCCUUGCGUUUGAAAGGAAAAAACCCUUCAGACAGUUCAAUUCCCUCUGUGCGAUUCAGUCAGCUUGGCAGAGCAAGAAAUCUUGUAAACAGGCUUUAAUGUAACCUGGGAGGCAACGACCCAGUUCUCCUCAAAGAAUUCCCUCGGAUAAUUGUGGGGUUUGAGUUGAACACAGUUUUAUUUUUACAGGAGGAGCACAAAACUGAGACAGAGAAGUUCUGGUAAACACUAAAUAACUGUGAAAACUAAUGACCCAGACUGCAAAACGUGGUGUUGGUGUGAAAAUGAGUAAAAGUAAGGAGACGGGAGCCUCAGCGGAGUGGGCACGAGCUCCUCCUUCAAGGAGGAGGGAGACGGUGCUUGAGAUUUGACUCCAAAUCACCUUUCUUUUGUCUAACGCUUAAUAAUCCUCUAAGAGCGCUGAAAUUCCUGGAGGUGUUAAGGAAAUACAAUUGCGUGAGCAGUGCGAGCUGAUGCCAGAUGCCGCAGGGGCGGGUUUUGAGUGCGAUGUGGUGCGCAGUCGCCGCGAUAUUCGAGGGUUCCUCGUUCAGAGGGCGGCUCGUCUUGACAAGGGUCACGGCAGGAACGCCGGAGAUGGCGAGGCAGGGAGCAAACCCCAAUCCUGUCCUUCAACAACUCCUGGUGCGUCCUGUCAGCUUUUUCCCUGCAGAGAGGAGCUGAGCGUUCAGCCGGGGAGCUCUGAAUUUUUGAUAAAUAUCUGGUGGGUGAGUCUAUUUAGAAGUUACCGCGGCAAGCCUGGGCUUGAGUUCUUCAGUUCUCAGUUCACGGGUGCCCCUUUUGAGCCGUUCCCUUUGCCGGUGCUGCCACGGCUGUAGGAGCGCAGCGCCGCUGGGAUUCUCGUGGUGCGGACGGUGGCUCCUUAAGGCCUCCAUCCAAACCCCCCUGUGCAUCAAGUCUUGAACAGAUCUAGUUUUUAACAGAUUGGCCACGGAUUGAGGGAAGGGGCCGACACCACUGGUGCCACGAUUUUACCAACGGUAAAGUCAGAGGCACACAAACUGCUCUCUCUUUUCAGCCAACCAACCCUGGUGCUCUCCGUUGUGCAUCAUUUCUUUUCUAUGAUUCUUUGCACCACAAAGUGACUCUCAGUCACCCAUUCCAGAAAAAAAAAUCUGAUGGUCUUGACCUUUUUCUUCCCCAAAUUAAAGCUUUGGGUAAAUUCGCCCGACAAAUACAUUAUUUGUCCAUUGAAGUGGAUUUUAAGUACAAUUCCAGGAUUGUCGUUUAUUUUUACUCACAGUUUUUCAAACAUAAAAAGCUGCCGGGAUCGAUCUGAUCGGAGAUUCCCAGCAGGCGGCCGAUGGACUUUGGGAAAUGGCGUUUUUGCAUGAUGUACUGCAUUGAUUUGAUUUCUUCCCUUGUUUUUAUUUUCAUUUGGCUUUUGAUGUUGGCAUUGACAGUUCCUUAGGGUUUGGGGUUUUAUCCUGCAAGUUUACUGUGUAACUCCUCAUCUUUCUUCUGGCGGGUGGCAUUUCUCUGCGUACGUUUACAGUCCUGCCUGGAGGAUGAGGUGACAUUCCCUCCUGGAUGGCCAGUGACGCGGAGCAGCCGGCCAGUUUUCACUUCAUUGAGUGCUUUUGUCCAGGUCUGGUGCAGUGAAAAGCGAUGAACCGGAGAGGGAAGCACGGAGCUUUGACUCCGGAAUCCCCGAUUCCCAGCUCUGGCUCUGCUGAUGACUUGGGCCAAGGCCCCCAGCGGGUCAUUCCCUCUCCCGCGAGGACGGCAGCUCAUCCUCGCAGCGUGACCGCUCAGCGCUGGGUGCUUCAUCGCUCGCCUCGCUGAGCUCAGGGUCGGUUUGUUCUUCCCAACUGAUUGUUCGCUUGAUGUGGGAAGGCCAGAAAAGGACCGGGCUGCUCCGCUUUAGAGCAGUUCCUCGGUGUCUCCCCACAAGAGAACAACCUGAGGUGCUUCCCUCCAGAAAACCGGCCGGGACGCUGAUGUUUCAGGUCCAGGUUGGGAGUCGGAGGCUUUUCCUGCUGAAUCCAGGGCCGAGUCCCAGGACACAGACUCAGUGCCAGUUUCUCUUUAUCCAUUUGCAGAAGGCAAAUUAUUUCCUACUGUUGCGCAUCAGCUCCCUUGCUCAGACCUGCCGUGAAACUUAAGAACUAGGAAUUCUUCAUGCUUCGAACUAAAAUGGUUUUAUUUCUUACUGUUUAUGAAUAUUCCCGAAGCAAAAUUCAUGGGUACAGGUGACUUCAAGUCCUGUUUUGUCACAAUUUGCACUGCAUUUUGGAUUUAAAUAACUGUAAUUGCAAUGUGUCCUACUAACUGUCUAAAAAGGUUGGAAAAACGAGGUAAAUUUUAGCUCUAAAUGCAAUUUUUCUUUCAUUUCUGUCAACCUAUUCACCAUUGUCAAAUUCCGACUACAGCGUCCUGUAAUUAUGUAUAAAGUUUUUAUUUAUUUAAAAUUAGAUUAGAUAUACAUUUUUAAAUUUAACACCUGGCUGGACAGUGUUCCAUUAACGCAUUGAUUGUGUUUCCUUUGUCUUGUGUUAAUAAAUAUUGAUGCCUGAUUGCGGCCGACUGCG
Cuculus canorus (common cuckoo) is the source of this 8385-nucleotide messenger RNA. It is a transcript of the gene DIP2B, whose product is annotated as disco interacting protein 2 homolog B. NCBI's taxonomy places the organism in Eukaryota, Metazoa, Chordata, Aves, Cuculiformes, Cuculidae. The record is from RefSeq and is a predicted model, not a curated record. The transcript has 38 exons. The coding region runs from base 166 to 4890 and encodes 1574 amino acids.